Messenger RNA from Nematocida ausubeli, 807 nucleotides. RefSeq lists its product as uncharacterized. The transcript has a single exon. Bases 1 to 807 code for a protein of 268 amino acids. NCBI's taxonomy places the organism in Eukaryota, Fungi, Microsporidia. The record is from RefSeq and is a predicted model, not a curated record.
AUGUAUAUCCGGAAGGAGUUGUUAAAUAUACGGAAAAGUAAAGAUAUUAGGCUUGCCGUGGUAGAACUCCAGAAAAAAGGAGAACUCUGUGGGUACCACCAAGGAAUGAUCUCUGCUGCCAUAGGGAUAUUCUACAGGAUAGCAUGCUCUUUGUUCAAGCAAGGGAAAGUUCAGAAAUUUGACAGUCUAGGGGCCCUUCUAAUAGGUCUCUUAAACAUAUCAGAGAAACUCUCUGGUAGUCCCAGAAGGAUCUCUAAGAUAAUUGCAGAUAUGCAUAUAAUAGCAGGGUACCAGUUUGAUAAUGAAGCUGUCACUAAAAUAUCUGUUGGGAAUACGAGAAUUAUUUAUUUUCAGCAUGCUCAGAAGAACUUGUAUAAAGAAGCAUGUGCCCAGGCCUUGCUUCAGACAGAAGUGGUUAUUUGCUCUCUUCUGCAAUUUGACUUUUUGUUCAUGGAUAUGCAUGAGAUCCUUUGGACAACUUUGAAGAAAAAGGGAUAUCUUCAAGAACAGAUUAACUUAGCCUGGAUUAUACUCACAGAUACACUGGCCCAUCCCUUCUUGGAGUACUUCUCACCAGAGAUAAUUUUAAAAACAGUUGAAAGAAUUGCAAUAAAACUCACAGGAGGGCAACCGCUGAAAGAAAAAGGUGAACCCCUAGAAGUGAAUAUUUUGGAGGAAGAGAUAUUGUACAUAUACACAAGUAAUUGCAGGAAAUAUGAAAGAAUUAAAAGCACAGAAAACACUCCGGAUCUGGAGAAAGUUGAUGCAAAUGAAGCACGGGUGUGCAAUCGCCUGAGUACAGUAUGA